Molecule: messenger RNA, 1173 nt
Organism: Rotaria socialis
Lineage: Eukaryota; Metazoa; Rotifera; Eurotatoria; Philodinida; Philodinidae
Source: the annotation of a GenBank genome assembly
AUGAAUUUACCUAUAAAAAAACGUAUUGUUUGUGCAAUGUCCGGUGGUGUUGAUAGUUCGGUAUCUGCAGCUCUAUUGAAGAGAAAAGGUUACGAAGUUAUCGGUUGUUUUAUGCGUAAUUGGGAAAAACAUGAGGAUGAUGAUAGUCCAACGAAAUGUACAAAUGAUAAAGAUCUUGACGAUGCUAUCUAUGUUAGUAAUCGAUUAGAUAUUCGUUUACAUGUUGUUGACUUUAUAAAAGACUAUUGGACUAAAGUAUUUGAACCAUUUCUUAAUGAUUAUCAAACAGGUUUAACACCAAAUCCAGAUAUACUUUGUAAUAAAUACAUUAAAUUUGAUGCUUUACUUAAAUAUUGUCAAGAACGUUUGGAUACAACAUGUUUAGCAACAGGACAUUAUGCACAAAUAAAAAAAGAUGAGCAAGGAAUUAAUCAAGAUUUUAUAAAAGAUCAAUCAUUCUUUUUGUGCCAUCUGAAUAGUUCUGUAUUACCAUUCGUUGAAUUUCCAGUCGGUGGCAUGAUGAAAUCCGAUGUCAAACAUUUAGCAAAUGAAAUGAACCUUGAAAAAAUUGCUCAGAAACAUGAAAGUAUGGGUCUGUGUUUUGUUGGUAAACGAAAAUUUUCUCGUUUUAUUUCUCAAUUUAUUCCUGACAACGUUGGCUAUAUAAAACUAAUUGAAACAAACGAAAUCAUCGGGAAACAUCAUGGCUUACAUUGUUAUACGAUAGGACAACGUAUCACUCCAAUAGAUAGAUAUUAUAAAUCAUCAAAACCAUUGUAUAUUGCAAGAAAAGAUGCGAUAGAAAAUAUUAUUUAUGCUGCCCCUGGUACAAAUCAUCCAGCAUUAUUUACGAAAUCAUUUCAUACAGAUAUUCCACAUUGGAUUAAUGAAAUACCAUCAGUAUUAAAAGAAACUAGAGAGUAUAAAUGCGAUUUUCGUUUUCAACAUAAACAUCGUCCAUUAUCUGUUGUGAUUUCUCUCUCAAAUAACAAUACGUUAAAUGUAUCAUUACCUAUUCCCAUACGUUCAAUAUGUCCUGGACAAUAUGCAGUAUUCUAUGAUGGAGAUGAAGUCUUAGGUGCUGCACGUAUUAUUGAUAGUGGCAUAUCGUUAUACGAUUUAAAAUGGAGAGAACCACUUAUUAAUUCAGAUUUAUUUUUAAAUUUGUGCUGA